AUGAAUGCUUCAUUUCCUCCCUGCAACUUUCAGCCUGUAAAAUACAAACCAAAUAGUACACCAGACGAUCUUUUUAUUUCUUAUGCAUUUAAAAAUUGUAAAAAUCUAGCAAGCCUAGCUAGAACAUUUAGACACACAGGUACUAACGCAUCAGCUGUCUUUUUUAUUGACGAUGAAGCAAAUUCUGCCAUGACAAAUGAUACAAGGAAUUUAAUACUGAGUUGUGGAGUAACAUUAAUCAAUGUCGGCAAAUUACCUUUUUCUGGGGGUACUAAUUAUUAUCACAGUGCAUAUAUGUUUAUGACUGAGCUAGUUAGACUUAAUAUUCACAAAUUGAAUCGUGUAAUUAAAUCAGAUGGUUUUGAUACUUUUUUCCAAGGGGAUCCAUUCAUAGAAGACUUCAGAGAAGAUUCUUUAUUGCUCUACGAUGAACAUUAUACUUUGAAACAGUGUCCAUUUAAUAGAGAUUUUAUAAAGCGUUAUGGAUAUAAAUUAACUGAAAAAGAUAAUGAAUUUUAUUAUAUUUGCGCAGGUUUCGCAGCAGGAAAAGCGGAGAUUUUCCUAAAUGCAUACUGGCUAUACUUAUCAUUUGUUAUUCCCGAUGGUUCGUACACAGAUCAAGGAGGAUUCAAUUACUUUAUUCUCACAGGAAUGUUUGAGAAAUAUCAAAUUCCAUUUAUUACACAAAAAGGAAUAGAUAAUGUUUUUGUUCGACACUGCGCGAGAGACUGGACUCGUCGCAAUGAAAGAUUAGGAACAUUUACAAUGAACUAUAAUGCAUCAAAAUACGCUUUAGUUGUUCAUCAUUCCUAUCUUAUUGAAAAUGUUAAGCAAUAUUGCCCUGCUCCUCAUGGAAAAUUCCCAGAUUAUUUCAAUACUCGUUCAUAA
Molecule: messenger RNA, 888 nt
Organism: Trichomonas vaginalis G3
Lineage: Eukaryota; Parabasalia; Trichomonadida; Trichomonadidae
Exons: 1
Coding region: 1-888 (295 amino acids)
Source: RefSeq, a predicted model, not a curated record